GGUCUGCUGUGCCACAGCACUCGUGAACGUCCGAGAGAUCGAAAUCUGUUUUUAAUCAUCACUGGUUUAGAGCACGUCUCAUAAUUACAGUAUCUCUCGCGCACGGGCGGCUGUGUUUGUGCGCGGAUGUGUGGCUUUAUAUAGUGUGCCAUGUGAGGCAUUUUAGGGUGAUUUUCGCGUGCGUACUUACUCUCAGCGCAAGAAAGGCGAAGAAACGAUCGCGUUUAGUAGUGUGUGUGUGUGUGUGUGUGUGUGUGUGUGUGUGUGGGGCUCACGUUUCUCUUGCAUUAUUCAUGAGCAGCGGUGGAUCCUCCCAGGGGCGGAGUUAUUCAAAGUAGGCGUGGCGGUAAUAGAUGAGUGACAGAUGUAACACGAUCCGUGCAGUCGUAUUAGAGGCUGAUGGAUGUGGGCUGUGAUGUCCGUUCAGAGUGAGCUUCGGGCCGCCGGUGGGGCGAGUUUGCACGCUCACCCUCAACCCGUCACUGUUCAGGAUGAGGUGACCGCUAACAUGGUGCUAACCGAACUCGCUGGCGACGUGGCGACUCUACAUGUUGACCAGAUGAAAAACGGCCUGCAGUCGCGAGUCGAGACGCAGAAACUGAGCAAGCGGCGCUACACCAUGAGCGUGGGGUUCAAACACCCGAGCCUCAGUAAACGCAGGCGCCGCGCCAACUCCGAAUGCAACCCGGUGCUGCCCACCAACUUCCUGCUGGGCGGGAACAUCUUCGACCCGCUGAAUCUCAACAGCCUAUUGGACGAGGAGGUCAGUAAGGCGCUCAACGCCCAGACGCCCAAAUCGUCGCCGCUUCCCAGCAAAAACAGAGACCCGGUGGAGAUCCUGAUUCCCAAAGACAUCACCGACCCUCUGAAUCUAAACGGGCGAGGCAGAGACGCGGCUGCGGGCGUGUUAGUGUCGCCCUUGAAGAGCAGGCGCAGACAUCGCAACCGACACCAUCCGGGAGCGACCGCUGAGCCUUCAGAUGGUGAGAGGUCAAAGGUCGACGAGGGGUUGGCGUCGGGCCCGUUGUUUCCUGCCGAUACUUCGGUGCCUGACAAGGUUGCGGACACCGCUGCUGCGCUAGAGGAGUCGCCGCAUCCUUACAAACUCAACAUGUCAAUCAACUGCCGUGACGAAGUGGUGCCGCCCAUCCUCCCGCGGCGACGGCCACGCCCCUCCUCGUCUAGCUCCGCCCCUCAGGUGCAGUCCAGCCAGCUGUCCAAACACAGGAAGCACAGACGAACCAACAGCCGUUCGGACCGCCUGUCCAUCACGCCGACUCCGCCCAUCAAGNGCACAGCCGCGCACAGCCAGACGUUUCACACUCCUGUUGUGGGCGGAGUCGGUGGAGCUCCGCCCCUAGGGGCGGGGAAAACCCCACAGCAGCGGCACAGGACGCAGCACAGGUUCCAGUGCGGAAGCUACAGCCGUUACUACGGUUACUGCACACCGUCGCUGACCGCCGACCCGCGCCUGGCCGUGUUUAAACCCGAGUGGUUCCGCGGGAAAAAAGUCCUGGAUGUGGGCUGCAACACGGGUCACGUGACCCUCGCCAUCGCCAGACACUGGGGCCCCGAGCGCGUGCUGGGUGUGGACAUCGAUGGCGCGCUGGUGCACGUGGCUCGACAGAACCUGCGCUACUUCCUGUCAGAGCUGCACAGAUUGGACGAGAGCGGCAGGAUGUGGGCGGGUGAGGGGUCAGAGGUCAAGGCCGGGGGUCAGAUGGGGUUAGCGCCUCUGAUGGGCCUCCAGCUGGGCCUGUGUGGUCAAGCGUUACGCAGGUUUCCCGUCUCCUUCACGCGCUGCCGUGGACCCAUCGCCACAUUUCCCAUAAUGCCUCACGUCCCGGGCCUGUUCCCCUGCAACGUCUACUUCCUGAAGGUAAUCUUAUCAGAGAUCUGUCUGUUCUGUCUGUCUCUUCAGCCACACUUUCUGAGUGUCAGGCUUUGA
Molecule: messenger RNA, 1948 nt
Organism: Sinocyclocheilus rhinocerous
Lineage: Eukaryota; Metazoa; Chordata; Actinopteri; Cypriniformes; Cyprinidae
Product: 7SK snRNA methylphosphate capping enzyme-like
Exons: 4
Coding region: 404-1948 (514 amino acids)
Biological process (GO): snRNA modification
Molecular function (GO): O-methyltransferase activity; RNA methyltransferase activity; snRNA binding
Source: RefSeq, a predicted model, not a curated record